Aspergillus ruber CBS 135680 is the source of this 2420-nucleotide messenger RNA. RefSeq names its product mevalonate kinase (gene erg12). Gene Ontology annotation, cellular component: cytoplasm. NCBI's taxonomy places the organism in Eukaryota, Fungi, Ascomycota, Eurotiomycetes, Eurotiales, Aspergillaceae. Gene Ontology annotation, molecular function: ATP binding; mevalonate kinase activity. The record is from RefSeq and is a predicted model, not a curated record. Gene Ontology annotation, biological process: ergosterol biosynthetic process; isoprenoid biosynthetic process. The transcript has a single exon. The coding region runs from base 467 to 2302 and encodes 611 amino acids.
CGAGCUGAUGAUCCAGCAGAGCGCGGAGACAGCAGUUGUUUUCACGACGCUGCCGUCACCGAGUGAUGGAACGUCGCACAGUGAAGAGGCGAGCGAAUCGUAUCUGAGUGAUCUGGAUGUGCUGUGGCAGGGACUGCCGCCGUGCCUGUUGGUUCAUAGUAAUAGCAUGACGGUAACAAUGAAUCUUUGAGUAGAAGAUCCAAAUGAUUAUGAUUGCGACUGCUUUUCUUCCCUUUUGGCGUUUAUGCAGAUGCAGGUGUAUAUGUGGGUAAGAUAGACAUGUAUAUACGACCCAACUAAAUAGAAAUUUGAUGAGAAUUUGCCGUAUAUAUAAGAAGCAUCUCUUACUGUCUUAUAACUAUACUAUUGUCUUGAUCGCAUAUUAUAUACCCCUAUCUAGAGAGUGGUCAGCACUAUUGUGACAAAGGCGAUUGGCCUGGUCCGUGUUUACUCUAGUACUUUCAAGAUGUUCCUAACAAUUGUCCUUCUUCUUUCUGUUCUCUUCCUUCUGUUUGUGCAUUUUGUCUAUAAUACCCCAGUUCCUCUUCCUCCUCCAUCUUAUCCUUAUUCUCCUCCUUACUCUCCUGAUCCUGUUGCGCCCUCCUUUACCGCCUUCCCCCUGACGAUGCCCAGUCGCGGCCGUAAGAAGAACGCCAGCUUCAGAGCCAAACAUCACCGAACCAUGUCGAGUCAGAAUAGCAUCAAGUCAGCUGUGGUCAGCAAUUGCGUGCGCGAGUACGACAGCCCCGACAGCUUCGACAGUUCCGACGGCGAUAUCUCCUCGACCACCCCCUGUACCUCCGCAUCGAGUACCACCACCACUGCCACCACCUCAGCUCCUACACCCACCAGUUCGUCCUCGCAUAAUACUCUCCCCAACGGCGUCUCGAUAAGCACCAGCGCAAAAGAAAGAACAAAUAGAAAGAAUAUGGCUGCUCGCAAAGCAUCGUCGCCAAUGGCGCCUGCCUUUAUGGUGUCGGCCCCCGGAAAGGUCAUCGUCUACGGCGAACACGCAGUCGUUCACGGCAAGGCAGCCAUGGCAGCGGCUAUUUCGCUGCGGUCUUACCUGCACGUCACGACGCUUUCGAAAUCGCAUCGCACGGUCACACUGAAUUUUAGGGAUAUUGGGCUGGAUCAUACGUGGGACAUCGACUCGCUACCUUGGGACCUUUUCCACCACCCAUCCAAGAAGAAGUUCUAUUACGACCUGGUCACCGCGCUGGAUCCUGAGCUCCUCGAUGCGGUUAAGCCACACGCCGAAGCCGUUUCACUGGGUAGACCAGAUGAGCAGCGCAAGAUCCACGUCCGCUCCGCUACUUCCUUCCUCUACCUUUUCCUCUCCCUCGGGUCGCCGCAGAGCCCCGGCGCUGUGUACACCAUGCGAUCGACUAUCCCGAUAGGCGCGGGUUUGGGAAGCAGCGCUAGCGUAUGCGUGUGUCUAAGCGCGGCGCUGUUAACCCAGAUCCGCGCCCUGGCCGGCCCGCAUCCCGACCAACCGUCCGACGAGGCAGAAGUACAGAUCGAGCGCAUCAACCGCUGGUCAUUUGUGGGUGAGAUGUGCAUACAUGGGAACCCCAGUGGGGUGGACAACACAGUUGCAGCAGGCGGAAAGGCGUUGCUCUACAGGAGGGGUGACCCGCCCAUGGUAACCCCAGUGCCCAACUUCCCCGAGGCGCGGUUGUUGCUUGUGAACACCAAGCAAAGCCGUUCAACCUUGACAGAAGUAGCCAAGGUGGGCAAGUUGAAGGCAGAGCACCCAUUGGUAACAGACACAAUACUCGACGCCAUUGACAAGGUCACCGAUGCUGCACACCAGCUCAUCUGCGACCAGAAGGACAAGGGCGAGACCCUGGAGGCCCUGGGCACGCUUUUCCGCAUCAAUCAUGGCCUCCUCCUCUCAUUGGGCGUAUCGCAUCCUCGGCUAGAACGGAUCCGCGAGCUGGUUGGCGACCUUGGCUGGACGAAACUCACAGGUGCAGGAGGCGGUGGAUGCGCCAUUACGCUUGUCCGCCCAGAUGUGAAAGAAGAGUCACUACAGGGUCUCGAGACCCAGCUAAAUGCAGAGGGAUUCGAAAAAUACGAGACCACUCUGGGCGGCGACGGCAUCGGAGUCUUAUGGCCAGCAGUCCUCCGCAACGGCACCGACGAGGAAGGCGGCGAGGAGAUUGACCAGCAGAAAUUUGAAAACGCCAUCGGGACGGACGGCAUUGACCGCCUCGUCGGCGUUGGAGGUGGUGAUGAGCGGCGUGAGGGAUGGAAGUUCUGGAAGAGGGCGUCGGCGUCGGCGUCGCCGUUUCCUUGACAUCGGCCAUGUCCCUACGUUGAUGCUGUUCCUCGACCAUGCAUGACGACUUUCGUUUCUCGACUUUGACCCAACUUUGACUUCUAGCAUUCUUUAAUACUUACAAUAUCUUGUGACU